AUGACAUCGGCCGUGAGACAGCACAUGGCACAACCCGUUACGGCGCCCAUGGCAUCGUUUCAUCGCCCAGCCAGGCUUCAUUAUCUUCGAGGAUUCAUCAAAAAUAUCUCGAGUGGAGUGGAAUGUUGUCCAUCAGACAAUAUCUCCGACCUUCUUCAGCUCUUCUUUGAAAACGCGAUUGUGAAAGGGGCUACGGCCUACAUAUUCGGGGAGCUCCGUCGGGACCUCAAAAAGAUAAACCAGAUUCACAUGAAUCAAGGCAGUGUCGGGCGGUUUGAACAUGAAAACGCUGCCGGUCAAGACGGGGGAGUUCUACUCCAAUUCCCAGAUCAUCAUUGGGAGGCCUUAUUCAUCGCCUUCCAGGAACAGGGCUCUCGAACCAACGAAGACGGUCAGUCCAUCGGUCCAAACCUCGGUAGCAUAGUCGAAUAUUGCAAAGAAAAUCCAGUUGUAAGCGGGACUGAUGCCGGAUGCCCGCCUGUCGGUAUCACCGCCCUGCUCUAUCCAGAUUAUAAGAACCCGAACUUGUAUCCCAACGCCGUACCAGUGUGUUAUCUCACCAUUUCAAAUAUAGCAAAGCAAGAUGUGGUGGAUCUCGAAGGUUGGGAAAUAUCCUCUAGCGAGUCGGAGGAAGUCCACACCAUCGAGAAUGUACAGCUUUUGCCAGGUGGGGGCCGGUUCAGCUUUGCAGUUCCACCUAAAUGGUUUCCAGGCAGCUUGGGCGCCAUAUUUCUGCGAAACCGAGAGAAGGAGACAGUUGACCAGGUGCAUUAUUACCGAGAGUGGAAGCGAAGGUCUGGAAGACUUCUCUACUUUGGGCGGAAUCGUGAAGGGACUUUUUCAUAA
Messenger RNA from Fusarium fujikuroi IMI 58289, 846 nucleotides. RefSeq lists its product as uncharacterized. The record is from RefSeq and is a predicted model, not a curated record. The transcript has a single exon. Lineage: Eukaryota; Fungi; Ascomycota; Sordariomycetes; Hypocreales; Nectriaceae. The coding region runs from base 1 to 846 and encodes 281 amino acids.